This is a messenger RNA of Drosophila mojavensis, 8196 nucleotides long. RefSeq names its product Down syndrome cell adhesion molecule-like protein Dscam2. NCBI's taxonomy places the organism in Eukaryota, Metazoa, Arthropoda, Insecta, Diptera, Drosophilidae. The record is from RefSeq and is a predicted model, not a curated record. Gene Ontology annotation, molecular function: protein binding. The transcript has 26 exons.
CGGUUGUGCCAGUCAUCGAGAGUGUGUCCAUGGAGUCGGUCCUUCAUAGGCACAAAAGUGUAUGUUUUUCUAUCGCAAAAAGGCAGAAAAACUGAGUUUGAAAAAAUGUUGCGUUUAUAGAAGGAAAGGCCUUCCAUCAAAGCUAUACAUUUGCAUUUGUGCAUACACAUUCAUGGCCACGAAAGUAAUAUAAAUUCUAAAAAUAAUUACUGUUUCAUAGCUGUUCAGCUAUUGGACAAACUUGACAACAUGAAUUGGAAAGCUGAAGCGAAAGGGAAAUCUUUCUAUUUCUUAAUUACAUUGACUUUGUGUGUUUCUACCACUGCCACAGAAGUAUCAAAUUACUUUGAUACGCAAGGUCCGAGCUUUUCACUGGAGCCCCCUAGUAGAAUCGAGUUUUUAAACACGGUUGGAAACACAGUCUCUUGUAUUGCUCAUGGAAAUCCUGUUCCAAUAGUCCAGUGGCUCGAUAAGGAAAACAAUCCAAUCACAUCCAUAUCAAAGGUUCAACAUAUUUUCACAAAUGGUUCACUACAUUUUCCACCAUUUGCAGCAGAGGAAUUUCGACAAGAUGUUCACUGGGCGAUAUAUCGUUGCUCAGCAUCCAACAGCGUGGGUACUAUAAUAUCCAGGGAUGUGGUUGUAAAAGCAGUGGUCUAUCAGCAUUAUGAGCCUGAAGUGCAAAAUCCUGGUGGAUUUAUUGGCAGUAAUGUUCUUAUUAAAUGUAACAUUCCGUCGUUCGUCAAGGAAUACGUAACAGUAACUUCCUGGUUGCAAGAACCAAACUUUAAUAUUUAUCCAUCUCUAGAAGGAGACGGUAAAAAUCACAUGCUACCAACUGGUGAACUUUUACUAUAUAAUAUAACAAGAGAUGAUUCCCAAAAGAUUUACCGCUGUCGAACACAUCACAAAUUAACGCAGGACUCAAAAGUCAGCAGUAAUGUUGGCAAAAUUCAGUUAACAGAAAUGCGAGAACUUGUUCCCCCAAUAAUGAAUGAAAAAAAAAUGUCUCUAUUGGCCAGAGUUGGGGAUCCAUUAGUUUUAGCAUGUGUGGCCUAUGCAAAUCCAAAACCAACUUACAGGUGGCAUAUUACACGUUCAAGCAAUGAAGAGUCUAUGCAGCAUAUGAUUGCGACUGGGCGUGCCAAAAUCAAAGAUGGAACUCUUAUUAUAUCGGCCAUCACAAAAUCCGACGAUGGGGUAUUCUAUUGUACAGUUACUAACUCAGAGGGUAGUGAAACUUUAGAAGUCAAAUUGUCUGUAUCAUCGCCCUUAAGUGCAAUCCUACAGCCUAGAGUGCAAACUGUAAAUCUUGGACAAACGGCUGAUUUAAUUUGCAGUACGUCUGGAUUUCCGAAACAACAAGUUUUGUGGUUUAAGGAUGGCAAAACACUACGUUCUGGGGCUCGUGUUCGUCAUCUGUCAACGGAGCAUAUACGCAUUACAUCUAUCGUCAAAGAAGAUAAGGGAAUGUAUCAAUGUAUUUUAAAGAACGAUCUGGAGUCAAGUCAAUGUUCUGCCGAGCUAAGAUUGGGAGAAGUGGCACCUCAAUUACUUUAUAAGUUUAUAGAGCAAACUAUGCAGCCUGGACCUUCUGUUUCGCUUAAAUGCAGCGCAAGUGGUAACCCGACGCCUAAAAUUGUUUGGCACUUGGAUGGAUUUCCUCUUCCAAAUAACGAUCGACUUAUGAUAGGACAAUAUGUCACUACAUUUGGUGACGUUAUAAGCCACGUCAAUAUAUCAGCUGUUAAAUCAGAGGACGGAGGAGAAUACGAGUGUAAGGCGACUUCUAGAGCUGGUGCUGUUACGCAUUCUGCAAGAUUAAAUAUAUAUGGUAUGCCCUAUAUAAGACAUAUGCCAAAAAUAUCAGCUGUCGCUGGAAAAGUUUUUACUUUAAAAUGCCCGGUUGCUGGAUAUCCAAUAGAAAAUGUCUUUAUAGAAAAAGAUGGUAUUAGAUUGCCAAGCAACAUGUGACAGCGGGUCCAAAACGGAACGCUUGUGAUAGAUAAUGUACAACGAGCUGCCGAUCAGGGUACAUACACAUGUAUAGCUCGCAAUAAGCACAAUUAUACUUCGCAGCGAUCCGUAGAUGUUAAAGUAUUGGUUCCACCCAAGAUUACACCAUUCUCAUUCGCACGCGAUCUGAACGUCGGUGACCGUACAAGCAUUCAGUGCGUUAUUGGCACCGGGGACCUGCCGCUAACAUUUACUUGGCUGAAGGAUGGAAUACCUCUGCCAUCGGCAGCGUCCGUCGACAGUGUCAGCGGUGGGCUUAAGGGUACCGGUGGCGCUUCUGUGUCGGGUUCCGGCUCCGGAUUAAUGUCGCAGUUUUCAUCUUCGAUGUCACCGUCGGCCUUCACAAGUGAAAUCGCAUCGAAUGACAAUGGUCGUAGUAGUGGUGAAAGUAGCGGCCAGGUGACAAUUCGCCAAAAUGAUGAUUUUACCAGCGCUCUCAGCAUCACAAGUGUGACGAGGGACCAAAGUGGCACCUAUACGUGUCGAGUUCAAAAUGAUGCCGCUACUGUAACGCACUCUGCACAGCUUAAAGUUAAUGUUCCUCCACGUUGGACUUUGAAACCCACUGAUCAAGAUGCAAUCUUGGGAAAUUCAGUAGCAGUAUCGUGUAAGGCUGAUGGAUUCCCCAUACCAACCAUUCAGUGGAAGCAGUCCAUAGGCGACUCUGGGGAUUAUCGUGAUCUUAGCUAUGCUGUAAACAAUGGAAACUCACAAUCAAAUAUUAUGGCUCAUUCGAAUGGUUCUCUGAUGAUAUCCAAGGUUGCCCGUGAGCAUGAGGGCAGCUAUCUGUGUCAAGCAACCAAUGGAAUAGGUGCGGGCCUAAGUACCUUAAUUAAGUUGACUGUUCAUGUUGGCCCUACAGUUACCGUUGAGAAAAAGCAGUUAUCGAUUCGACGUGGAGAACGUAUUACAUUGCGCUGCGAGGCAACUGGAGAUCAGCCAUUAGAAAUAUCAUGGAGAUCGAAAGCAAGUCGUAUCGAUCCAUCCUAUGAUAUUCGUUAUCAUAUAAAGAACUCGCCCUUAGCUCGUGGCGUUUCGUCAGAGUUAACUAUUUUACAAACGGUCUUAACUGACAGAGGGGAAUAUACUUGCAUAGCCAGCAACGCGUAUGGGCGCGAUCGAAGUGUUAUACAUGUUCAAGUUCAGGAACCUCCAAAUUUUCCCGUUAACUUGCAUGUUAGAGAUCUUGGAAGCCGAUCAGUAACAUUGGCGUGGUCACCAAACGACCAGGAUUCAAUUAUAUUGGGAGGAGGAGGUGGUAAUAACCGGGAUGCACAGCCAAUAUCAAAUUAUAUUUUGCAAUACAAAAAAGCUGGAGAUGUUUGGCAUGAGCACAAUAAUCAAAAGCUUCUUCCUGGUGAUAGAACAACGGCUCAGCUAGGAUCUCUUCGACCGGCGCAGGUGUAUCAUAUAAGACUAUUUGCAGAAAAUCAUCUAGGCACCAGUGCCCCAAGUGAUAUUUUAUUUGUGCAAACUGAUUCAGAAGUUCCGUCUGCCCCACCACAAGAUGUCACUGUUGAGCCGCUGGGACCACAACAGUUGCUGAUUACUUGGCGAGCACCUGUACGUGAUUCGUGGAAUGGAGAGCUAUUAGGUUAUACAAUUUCAUAUCAAAAGCAGGGCUCUCCCGAAAAUGAGAAAAAUCACACCAAGGUCGGAAGUUUGACUACAGAGGGCUUAAAUGACUUCCGUUUGAUUGGAUUGGAGAAAUAUACUCAGUAUGGAAUUACUGUAGCAGCAUUUAAUAUAAAAGGCGACGGUCCCCCGAGUGAUAUGGUAUUGGGUCACACUUUAGAAGACGUACCCUCAGCAUCUCCUCGGUCAGUGUCAUGCGUUGCGCUCACUGCACAAAAUAUUCAAAUAUCGUGGCAGUCCCCACCAAAGAAACUAUGUCAUGGAAUUAUUCAAGGCUAUAAAUUGCUUUAUGAACCAGGACUUUUAGAAAGUGAAUACAAUGUUCGAGAGACAAAGAUAACAUCGGCUCUUAGUACAGUACUCCACGGAUUGCAGCCGUUCACAAAUUAUAGUGUUCAAGUAUUAGCAUUUACUCGAGCUGGUGAAGGCAUUCCCAGUUCACCUGUAUCAUGCAUUACGGAGGAAGCAGUUCCUGAUGCGCCGGAGCUUGUCAAAUCCGCAGUGAACACGGAAUCUUCGGUGAUUAUUAGCUGGCUACCCCCUCGACGGCCUAAUGGACUAAUUACAAAGUACAAUGUUUACAUACGAGUUCUUGAAAAGGGUCAGGAGCUGAAAAUCCUUAAAGAAGUCUUGCCAGCACAUAAUAGGCAUUUUGAAGCAAAAGACUUAAAUUUUCGAGAAACAUAUGAGGCUUGGGUCACAGCAUCAACUAGAGUGGGCCAGGGCCCAAGUACUCCAGUAAUUAAGCUAGUACCCAGCACAACAAUACCAGCCGCAAUAAUAUCAUUUAGUCAAACUUUGUCAGUAAAUUGGAGGUCAGAUAUUAAGUUAGCAUGUGUUUUUGUUGGAAAUCCCAAGUCAAGUGCCGAAUGGAAAAUACUCAAUAUUCGAUCCAAGAAGCAAUUACCACUCGAAGUUAACUCAGAGAAUACGUUAACCCUACGUAAUAUCCAACGGUCGCAUGAAGGCAAUUAUUCAUGUAUUGUUAGAAAUCCAAUAGGCUCCGAUCAUAUUGUUUAUCAGCUAUUUGUACAAGUUCCACCUUCCGCUCCCAUUGUGUCGGUAAAUUCAGCUCACAAGAAUUCGGUCUCUAUUCAGUGGAGAGUCGACGAUAUUGGUGGCGCUCCAAUUAGAGGAUUUACUUUAACCUAUAGGCGUGAGUCCGCCGAAUGGGAUGAGUUGCAAAUUGAUCGUCGAAUAACUUCAUACAUGCUUGAAAACCUUCAAUGCGGCACUAAAUAUCAAUUCACAAUGACUUGUUUCAAUAAAAUUGGCACCAGCGUAGCUAGUGCUAUUGUCUCAGCGCAGACAAAAGGAAAUAAGCCAAUAGCACCGAAAAAGCACAGCUUCAUACGUUCGAAUACAACAUCAGUUAUCCUAGAUUUGUCUUCUUGGCAAGACGGUGGAUGCCCAAUACUUUAUUUUAGUAUUGAAUUUAAACACUAUAAGACUUCUAGUGAAUGGAUUAUUGUUUCAAAUAAAAUUGAAUCACAUAAUCGUUAUAGUAUUGGAGACCUAGAGCCAGCCACUGCUUAUCAUCUACGUGUUACAGCGAAUAACAAUGCUGGCUCCACGACAAAAGAGUUUUAUUUCGAAACACAGAAUUUGCUUGGAUUAGCCGGUAACUCGGAGUUUGAUGCGAUGCCCGAAGAGCAAACUGUUUUCAGUGAUGUUCACUUUAUAGCUGUUAUCAUUACAUCAAUAUUUGGAACAAUUCUUGCAUUAAUUGGAGCUUUUAUCUGCUUCAGAAAUUAUCCUCAUACUUUGUUUACACGUAAUGUUGAUUCAUUAAGGCCACAAAGUAGUGCUACAGAUGGAAAGGAUAUUCAAAGUCAUGAACACUUUUAUGAACAUGAAAACCAGACCGGGAAUAUUCCUUUGAGCUACACGGGAAGCUCAUUAAAGUACGAUUCUCGCUGUGAGGAUGAAAAUACUUUAUGUAGCUCGGGGUCGAAAGGAAUGCGCCCUAUAUCAACGAAUAUAGGUGGAAUCAACUCAAAUGUCAAACUUCCUAAUAUGAUGACUGUUGAUGACAGCAACAAUACAAAUACAGAAAAGCGAUUAAAGCGCCGAUCGAAAAUUAUAAAAUCAGAGUCAGAGGAGUACGAUAGCUUGAAUAGUGAUAGUGAGCUAAGUGGGGAGCGAGAACUAGCCCGUGAUGAAAAUCGUACUAGCAACCGUGAAAUAUCAAGCUUUAUUGAGGACGAAGGGAUUACAGCACAUGGAAGAAAAAUCAGAAAUGACUCCGGAAUCGGUAAAGAAAGGUCUUCUGUAUUUAGUAGACCUCAACUGCAUAGUAACGCCGUGGACAACGUACCCGUCAACUACAAGUUCUUUGACCCGGGCACAAAGCAGCAACGCAAAUCAACGCACCACUGUGAAUCCCAGCGGAAAGUUCUCACAAUUAAAUCUGCCAAAGCUGCAAUCCAAUGUCCAGAUAUGUCCAGAAGUGUACCCAGCUGCGGCACCCUUAAUCGCGAUUGUGGGGAAGCCAAGUUUAUCUCCCGACGGAUUGCACAAUCGGACUCAUGCAAUGAAAAACUAAAACCGCGUGAGUCGGAUGAAUUCGGUUAUAGAAAAAAAUUUGUUGAUACGAAUAUAAAGCUAUUUGCAUCAACUGAGGGCGACCAACUUGACUUCUUAACUCAUCGGCGAAAUAUUUAUAGCAUUGAAUCUGUCUCAGAUUCAUUAGGAAUAACAAAUAGAUUACAUGAAUACAAUUGUAUGGAUACUUUAAGUAACACUGAAACAUUAGCUAUUGGUUCAACUAUGAGUGACCAUAAAUUUCAGAUGGAAAACACAGAGAGUCUAUCAAAACCAAGCUCUAGCUUAACAAAAAUCAUAAAAACCGAGCAAUUAGAUUACAUUCUAACCGAAAAGCGUGUCAGUCCACCAUUUGCUUUUGUUGACAAAGUUGGUUAAAUGUACUUAGCUAAGAUUCAAUAUGAAUACUGCAUUUAUUAAACUAAAGUAAUUAGUAGAUCAAAUAUUGCUCUCAACAGCAUAAUAGGUAAUUAAUACUAAAUGUAAAUACCUUAUAACGUAGUCUAAUUAUGGUAACGAGCACAUUUGAACUACAUAUGACUAAAAUUAUCGACUUAUCUGUAUGUCGCAAACAUAAUUUAAUUGUUAAAUGUCAAAUAAUUAAUAAUAUAAUUAUUUUGGAUGAUGUUUCUAAUUCUAAUUCUUCUUUCUAUAAAUGUUUUUGCGAUCUAUUAAUUUCCUUGUAGAAAAUAUAAUAUGUUUACUUACUUUGUUACGAAAUAUAUUAUUGGGUUUAUAAAUCAUGUACAGUCUCAAUUCGUAUCACUCGUCAAAUCAUUACAUUGAGACUGGUUGUUAGAGCCAUUAAAGUAUACAUUAUUUAUGUUUCUUUCUCUUUAAACGAGUUUCGCAGUUUCAAAAAAGUAUCACAAUACUUGGAAAGAACAUCUUUCGAAUUUUAUAUAUCAAAUCGCUGUUGAAUGGAAUUUGGCAUAACAAAAUACAUACAGAUUUUAUUCAAAACCCCAUUUGUUGCCAUAUUCCUAUAAAGAUAGUGAAAUUUUUGAGAAAGAGACUACCAUAUUGUAAAGUUCUAUUUUCUUUUUUCUUCUUUUAAUGAACACAAAGCUCAAGUCUGGCCAUAAUACCUUGACAUAUCUAAAACCUUCUCAAAACACCUAUGUGCCAUAUUUAUACAAGAUCAUUUCAUAUGUAGCUGGCCGAAGAUAGACAUCUCUGAUAAUAUUUUUACAAAUCCCAUAUUUAAAAAAUCUUCCAAUAUUAAUGUGAUCAAUACUUUAUUUUAAAGUAAGAAAAUAACUUAUGUAAGUCAAUUAUUAUGGUGAAAAAGAAGCAGAAUUAUUGAAAAAGUGUUUUUGAAAAGCAUUUAAGAUGAAAAUAAAUAAUCUCAUACCCAACAAUAUUCUCUUCCCGUUAGUUAAGAAAUAAACUAUUAAAAAUUUAUACUUUGGAAUUCUUGGAAAUCGUUGUCUAAUAAAAAAGUUAUAUUGGCUUUUAAAUUCUUGCUGUAAUAAUUGAAUUUUAUUUUUUUUUGUAUUGGCGUCCUUUAAGUUUGCAAUAUAUUAUGAGUAUUAUAGAUGCGCAUGUUUUGUUUAUAUCUAAUAUUUAGAAAAAAAAAAAAAGGAAUAAAUCAAUUUAGAAGUAACUAAAUAAUAAGAACGAUUUAUUACUUACACCAAUAACAAUUAUAGUACUUUGUCAUCUCAAUGGUAGGUUAAGCUUUACACACAAUUUGGAAAUAAUUGAGCUGUAUCGAUUACAGACAUUAUUCCUACAAUAUUAAAAUAAUUUUACAAAGAAUUAUUUAUUUGUGCUAAUAACGAUAUACGUUUUUGCAACGAAUAGGCGAUGCUCAUUCGCAAAUUAAUAAUUUAUUUAUUUAAAUUAAUAAUUAAUCUAAUAAUUAUAUUAAAUGUGCACUACCUAAAACUAAAACCGCCAUAGUAGAUUAUCUUAUAAUCUUCCAAAAUCUUAUUGACUCCUUUACUGAAUUGUUAAAUGAAAAAAACAAAAAGCUCAUAAAAAAGAUUUCACUAUAUA